AUGAAGAUUGCUGGUUUCUCUGAUUGUCCUGCAUGUUGUUGUUCUCUUGUUUUGUUGCAGAAAGUGGUGUUGAAAUUGGAUUUACACAAUGACAAAGCAAAGCAGAAAGCCAUGAAAUCCGUUUCUAGUCUAUCAGGCAUCGAUUCCAUCUCCAUGGACAUGAAGGAGAAGAAACUGACUGUAGUGGGUGACAUAGACCCUGUGAGUGUGGUGAGCAAAUUGAGAAAAACAUGGCACACGGAAAUUGUAAGUGUUGGGCCGGCAAAAGAGCCAGAGAAGAAGAAAGAUGAUGGGAAAAAAGAUGAUGACAAGAAGAAAGAUCCAAACCAACAAAUUGAGGAGCUUGUCAAGCUCUACAAAUCAUACAACCCCCACAUGACCACAUACUACUAUGUUCAGAGUGCUGAAGAGAACCCUAAUGCUUGGUUGCUUCAACCACCCAAGCAUCAAGUAGGUCCUGAAGCUAGUGACUCUUCCAGUGCAUUAGGAGCUAUAUAUGUAAAAUCCACUGAAGCAGAGCAUUGCAUUAUUCUAGUAUAUGCAAUUGAAGUGGUUAUUGAUGACAUGGAAGUUGCUUAA
Messenger RNA from Sphenostylis stenocarpa, 579 nucleotides. NCBI's taxonomy places the organism in Eukaryota, Viridiplantae, Streptophyta, Magnoliopsida, Fabales, Fabaceae. The record is from the annotation of a GenBank genome assembly.